GUCUUGCAGACUCACCCCCCUGCGCAAGCUCAGGUGUGCCAGGACGGGAAGGAUUCCUGGGGGCCCUGGGACUUGGCACCAAGCCCUAAAUAAAAGGUCGCACCAUGUGUGGGGGGCUGACUGAGAAGUAUGUGGCUGCCAUGGUUCUGAGUGCAGCUGGAGACGCCUUGGGGUACUUCAACGGAAAGUGGGAGUUCCUCCGGGAUGGGGAGAGGAUUCACCGGGAGCUGUCCCAACUCGGGGGCUUGGACGCCAUAGACGUGGAGAAGUGGAGAGUCAGCGAUGACACGGUGAUGCACCUAGCCACAGCCGAAGCGCUCGGGGAAGCCGGCGACGCCUCCGACUUGUCUCGACUCUAUUCCCUCAUUGCUAAGAAUUACCAGGACUGCAUGGGAGACAUGAACGGCCGGGCCCCAGGCGGCACCUGCAUGCAGAACACUUGGCUGCUGGAGCCCGACAAGCCCAGUGGCUGGAGGAUUCCCUUUAACAGCCACGAGGGCGGCUGCGGGGCUGCCAUGCGGGCCAUGUGCAUUGGCCUCAGGUUCCCUCACCCCGACCAGCUGGACACGCUGAUCCAGGUGAGCAUCGAGAGCGGCCGGAUGACGCACCACCACCCCACCGGCUACUUGGGGGCCCUCGUGUCGGCUCUCUUUACAGCCUUUGCUGUGAGUGGCAGGCCACCCCCGCAGUGGGGUCGGGGACUGUUGGACGCGCUGCCCGCCGCGAAAGAGUACGUCGUGCGAUCUGGCUUCUUUGUAGAGCAGAACCUUCAGCACUGGUCCUACUUCGAAGAGCAGUGGGAAAAGUACCUAAAACUUAGAGGGAUUUUGGAUGGCCAAUCAGCCCCGACCUUCCCCAAGCCCUUUGGUGUGAAGGAGCGGGAUCAGUUCUACACGUCUGUGAGCUACUCCGGGUGGGGUGGCAGCAGUGGCCACGAUGCCCCCAUGAUUGCCUACGAUGCCAUCCUGGCCGCGGGCGACUCCUGGAAGGAGCUCGCCCACCGAGCCUUUUUUCAUGGCGGAGACAGCGACUCAACAGCCACCAUUGCUGGCUGCUGGUGGGGAGUCAUGUAUGGUUUUGAAGGGGUGAGUCCUUCCAACUAUGAAAAGCUUGAGUACAGAAGCCGGCUGGAAGCGACAGCGAGAGCUCUCUACUCCCUCGCCUCAAAGAAAGAGGCCAAAAAGGAGCUGUGAUGUUUCCUUCUGCUGGUUUUCCCUCUUGUUCAGCCCCUUUACUGGUCAGUUCAUUUUCACUUUUUCCAGAGUCAAGAGUUUUAACCCGUACUCUGAGGGUUUUGAGAUAGCAAGUCCCUGGAGCUCCUGGAAGUCAUGCCUUCCCAGUGGCAUCCUCCCCCAAACUAUCCCUCUUCUAUUCCUGAAUAAUAUUGCUCAGGAUGGAGUUGGUGUGUUCCAUGCCUGACAUGUCUUAUUGCCUUGUAUUUUAGGUCUUCAUUUCCUUUUUUGGGCGGGGGUGUGGGUCACUGUUUGAGUCACACUUGGUGGUGCUCAGAGCUUAUCCUGACUCUAUGCUCAGCGGUCACUCCUGGAGUGCUGGGGUGGGGAGACAUAUAAUGUCCCAGAGGUGGAAAUGGGUACAGCCAUGUGCAAGGCAAACACCUUCCCCCUGUGCUAUCUCUCUGGCUCCUCAGUCUUCAUUUUUCCAUUUAAUCUUUUGCUACAUUUUUUUUCUAGUUGAGUCAGGUUAGCACUUCCCCCAAAGCGAGAACCGGAUACAAGGAUUAAAGUACAGGUACUUUAUUGGGGAGGUGUUUGCAGGAAUGGGGAAGUGAGAGG
Sorex fumeus (smoky shrew) is the source of this 1793-nucleotide messenger RNA. RefSeq names its product ADP-ribosylarginine hydrolase (gene ADPRH). Lineage: Eukaryota; Metazoa; Chordata; Mammalia; Eulipotyphla; Soricidae. The record is from RefSeq and is a predicted model, not a curated record. Gene Ontology annotation, molecular function: magnesium ion binding; ADP-ribosylarginine-[protein] hydrolase activity. Gene Ontology annotation, biological process: protein de-ADP-ribosylation. The coding region runs from base 105 to 1193 and encodes 362 amino acids. The transcript has 4 exons.